Rhinolophus ferrumequinum (greater horseshoe bat) is the source of this 2543-nucleotide messenger RNA. RefSeq names its product methylcrotonyl-CoA carboxylase subunit 1 (gene MCCC1). Lineage: Eukaryota; Metazoa; Chordata; Mammalia; Chiroptera; Rhinolophidae. The coding region runs from base 132 to 2309 and encodes 725 amino acids. Gene Ontology annotation, cellular component: mitochondrion. The record is from RefSeq and is a predicted model, not a curated record. The transcript has 19 exons. Gene Ontology annotation, molecular function: ATP binding; metal ion binding; methylcrotonoyl-CoA carboxylase activity.
AUUGCUUGGUUUUGACCCGGACGGUGGCCGGCGGAGGACAAGAGGUUUGCUGAGCGGAGCAAAGGUAUUGCAGCGUGUGGGACGCAGCUGUUGUGCCUAGGAGUGUUGGAGAGCCGCGGGGCUGCAGGGUCAUGGCGGUGGCCUCUGCGGUGUCCGUGCUGCUGGUGGCGGCGGAAAGGAACCAGUGGCAGCGUUUCCCGAGCCUGCUGCCGCCACCGAGGACAUGGGCUUGGAAGCAAAGAACCAUGAAGUAUACAACAACCACAGGACGAAACAUUACCAAGGUCCUCAUUGCCAACAGAGGAGAAAUUGCCUGCAGGGUGAUGCGAACAGCCAAAAGAAUGGGUGUACAGUCUGUGGCUGUUUAUAGCGAGGCUGACAGGAAUUCCAUGCAUGUGGACAUGGCAGACGAAGCGUAUUUCAUUGGUCCUGCUCCCUCUCAGCAGAGCUACCUUUCUAUGGAGAAAAUCAUUCAAGUGGCCAAGAUCUCUGCUGCCCAGGCUAUCCAUCCAGGAUAUGGUUUUCUUUCAGAAAAUAUGGAAUUUGCCGAACUAUGUAAGCAAGAAGGAAUUAUUUUUGUAGGUCCUCCUUCAUCUGCAAUUAGAGACAUGGGAAUAAAGAGCACAUCCAAAUCCAUAAUGGCUGCUGCUGGAGUACCUGUUGUGGAAGGUUAUCAUGGUGAGGACCAAUCAGACCAAUGCCUGAAAGAGCAAGCUGCGAGAAUCGGUUAUCCCGUCAUGAUUAAAGCAGUCCGUGGUGGAGGAGGAAAAGGUAUGAGGAUUGCCAGAUUCGAAAAAGAAUUUCAAGAGCAGUUAGAAUCAGCACGGAGGGAAGCUAAGAAGUCUUUCAAUGAUGAUGCUAUGCUGAUUGAGAAGUUUGUGGACACGCCACGGCACGUGGAAGUCCAGGUGUUCGGCGAUCACUAUGGCAAUGCUGUGUACUUGUUUGAAAGAGACUGCAGUGUACAGAGGAGACACCAGAAGAUCAUUGAGGAAGCUCCAGGGCCUGGUAUUAAACCUGAAGUAAGAAAAAAGCUUGGAGAAGCUGCAGUCAGAGCUGCUAAAGCUGUAAAUUAUGUCGGAGCAGGAACUGUGGAGUUUAUUAUGGACUCAAAGCACAAUUUCUACUUCAUGGAGAUGAAUACAAGGCUGCAAGUGGAACAUCCUGUUACUGAGAUGAUCACAGGAACUGACUUGGUGGAGUGGCAGCUUAAGAUUGCAGCAGGAGAGAAGAUUCCUUUGAGCCAGGAAGAAAUAACUCUGCAGGGCCAUGCAUUUGAAGCUAGAAUAUAUGCAGAAGAUCCUCACAAUAACUUCAUGCCAGGAGCUGGACCAUUAGUGCAUCUCUCUAUCCCUCAAGAGGACCUUUCCACUAGGAUUGAAACUGGAGUACGGCAAGGAGAUGAAGUGUCAGUGCAUUAUGACCCGAUGAUUGCAAAGCUGGUCGUGUGGGCUGCAGAUCGCCAGGCGGCCUUGACAAAACUGAGGUACAGCCUUCGUCAGUACCACAUCGUCGGCCUGCACACCAACAUUGACUUCCUCCUCCGCCUGUCUGGCCACCCGGAGUUUGUAGCUGGGAACGUGCACACUGAUUUCAUCCCUCAACACCGUGAAGCAUUGUUGCCCAGUCGGAAGGCUGUAGCCAAAGAGUUUUUAUGCCAGGCAGCUCUGGGUCUCAUCCUCAAGGAGAAAGCGAUGUCUGAUGUUUUCAAAAUUCAGACACAAGAUCAAUAUUCUCCUUUUGCAUCCAGCAGUGGAAGAAGACUGAAUAUCUCUUACACCAGAAACAUGACUCUUAGGGACGGUAAAAACAAUGUAGCCAUAGCUGUAACAUAUAACCAUGAUGGGUCAUAUAGCAUGCAGAUUGAAGAUAAAAUUUUCCAAGUCCUUGGUGAUCUUUACAGUGAAGGAGAUUGCACUUACCUGAAAUGUUCUAUUAAUGGAGUUGCUAGUAAAGCUAAGCUAAUUGUCCUGGAGAACACAAUUUACCUAUUUUCCAUGGAAGGAACUGUUCAGAUUGACAUUCCAGUCCCCAAAUACUUGUCUUCAGUGACUUCAGAAGGAACUCAGGGAGGUGCCAUAGCUCCUAUGGCUGGAACCAUUGAGAAGGUGUUUGUGAAAGCUGGAGACAAAGUAAAAGCUGGAGAUUCUCUAAUGGUUAUGAUCGCCAUGAAAAUGGAGCAUACCAUAAAGGCUCCAAAGGAUGGCACGAUCAAGAAAGUGUUCUACAAAGAAGGUUCUCAGGCCAACAGACAUGCUCCUUUAGUCGAGUUUGAGAAAGAGGAAUCUGACAAAAGUGAAGUAGAAUGAACUGCAUCAAAGAAAUAGCCAAUAAAGCAAUCUUAAGUAUAGUAUCUCUACACCAAAAAGAGAAAGUGCCUUCCUGCUUUUCUUGGGGUCUGAUAAACAGCAAUUUUACUAAAUGAUUGCGUGAUUAUGUUAAAACCCUUUCAUAUUUGAGAAUCAUGCACUUGGGUCAUAAAUACAAUAAAUUGUCUCAAUAUUUCAUACUAAUAAAAUUGAAUUAUACUUUUUUAUUGGAAG